This is a messenger RNA of Salvelinus fontinalis (brook trout), 7978 nucleotides long. RefSeq names its product nuclear factor 1 B-type-like. Gene Ontology annotation, molecular function: RNA polymerase II cis-regulatory region sequence-specific DNA binding; DNA-binding transcription factor activity, RNA polymerase II-specific. The coding region runs from base 602 to 2059 and encodes 485 amino acids. Gene Ontology annotation, biological process: regulation of transcription by RNA polymerase II. NCBI's taxonomy places the organism in Eukaryota, Metazoa, Chordata, Actinopteri, Salmoniformes, Salmonidae. Gene Ontology annotation, cellular component: nucleus. The record is from RefSeq and is a predicted model, not a curated record. The transcript has 10 exons.
CUUCUGCUCAAAAAAUCAUAACUCAGAGAGCGAAGGGGGGAGUUUAAUGCUGUGUUUUCCGAGGGAGACGAGAAGGUGGGCUGGUGGCAAUGGAAUGCGUUUGUUGGAAGGGGAGGAGUAUGACUAUGUAAUUAAGUGAGAAGAAAAAUCUUGGCGACUGAUUUGUUAGUAUCGCUCAGACGGAGGGUGUACCGGUCGAUAUUCUAGGCUAUCAAGUUUGAAGAGUGCGGGUUUCCAAAAUUCUGCGGUUUCUAUACUUUUCAAAAUGCUUUUAUGAAUUAACUUCUCACAUUAUAAAGCGAACGGUUCCAGAGUAGCGAGAUUUAUUUUAAUUUGCGCCAGCUCGGAUUGAAAUAGCCAUAUAGGCAUUCAAAGUGCUUAUUUGUAAAAGCAUAGCCUAUCUGCCAUAUCGUCUCCAUUUGAACUGAGACAUGGGAUUGUUUGGACUUCCACAAUCUCACUGAUGUUCUUGGAUAAGACCUUUACACGGAUAACUUCUCCACAAUUUUGCAUGGUGCUUUACCGGCAAGGAAGAAUGGCGCGAUAAAGUGAUUUUCAGAGAAAUCAAUCGAAGUACCUAUUUUGUGUACACUGUUGGCUGAUGAUGUACUCUCCAAUUUGUCUUACUCAGGAUGAAUUUCAUCCCUUCAUCGAGGCACUUCUCCCUCACGUCCGUGCCAUCGCCUACACGUGGUUCAACCUCCAGGCGAGGAAACGCAAGUACUUCAAGAAGCAUGAGAAGCGGAUGUCCAAGGACGAGGAGCGUGUGGUCAAGGACGAACUGCUCAGCGAGAAGCCCGAGAUCAAGCAGAAGUGGGCCUCUAGGCUCCUCGCCAAGCUCCGCAAGGACAUCCGCCAGGAGUACCGCGAGGACUUUGUGCUCAGUGUGACGGGCAAGAAGCACCCAUGCUGCGUCCUCUCCAACCCUGACCAGAAGGGCAAGAUCCGGCGGAUCGACUGUUUGCGGCAGGCCGACAAGGUGUGGCGCCUGGACCUGGUCAUGGUCAUCCUGUUCAAAGGCAUCCCGUUGGAAAGUACGGACGGAGAGCGCCUCAUCAAGUCGUCGCAUUGCACCAACCCAACACUUUGCGUCCAGCCGCAUCACAUAACAGUGUCGGUCAAGGAACUGGACUUGUUUCUAGCAUACUAUGUCCAGGACCAAGACUCACAGCAGUCAGGAAGUCCCAGUAACAAUGAGCCAGGCAAGAACCCAGUUUACUUGGAAGAUAGCUUCAUCAAAUCAGGAGUCUUCAGUGUUUCAGAGCUGGUGCGUGUGUCCAGAACGCCCAUUACCCAGGGGGCAGGGGUGAACUUCUCCAUGGCCGACAUGCCAAGUCAGCCGUACUACCAUGACCUGAACUCCAGCGUGGGCCUCCAUCGCUCCCUCUCCUCCCCGCCUGGCAGUAAACGGCCCAAGACCCUCAACAUAGACGAGAGUAUGGAGACCAGUCCCACUGGCCCUGACUUCUAUUCUUCACCUAGCUCCCCAGCUAGCGGCAGCAGGACCUGGCACGAGAGAGAAGACAUGUCGUCUCCCACCAUGAAGAAGCCAGAGAAGCCCUUGUUCAGCCCGACCUCCCCGCAGGACUCCUCCUCUAGACUGAGCACUUUCCCCCAGCACCACCACCCCGGACUUACAGGGGUCGGACACAGUGUUAUAUCGACGAGGAGCCCUCCACCCCACUCCCCCCUUCAGUUCUCGGCCAUCUUGCCCCCUGCCCCGUCACCCUACUUCUCUCACCCCACCAUCCGCUACCCACCCCAUCUCAACCCCCCUGACUCCCUGAAGAGCUACGUGCCCAGCUACGACCCGUCCAGCCCACAGAGCAGCCAGCUCAGGAUAUGUGACUGGACCAUGAAUCAAAACGGCAGGCAUUAUGGCCCCAGUGGCUCUGAGGAUACUUUGGGGAUUGCUUGGCAAAGUCCUGGUACCUGGGCGAGCUUAGUUCCAUUCCAAGUCACGAACGGGACUCCGAUUCUGCCAACAAAUGUCCACCAGAACUACAGCAUAAACAUCAUUGGUGAGCCCCCCCUCCUCCACACAGAGGCAGAGAACUGAAGACCCGGAGGGGGGGGGCGGGGGGGCACAAGAAGUGUCGGCAACGGGGGAAAUAAUCAGCAAGCAGCACUUAAAACAAUUGUGUUUGUCCUUUGUCCCCCCUCCCCCCUCCCCUCCACCCUUUCCUCCCCACACCCCUCCUCCCAUCGGGACAUUGGCCAAGAAGACUUGAGUUGGUUUGGAGCGAAUCUGAUUCGGUCCGCUCUAGCUAACCCUAUGCCAUGCCAGUCAGUCAUUGUGUGAGAAGAGCCUUUCCAUUCAAAAUGCUGUGACGUAUUCUGUACAAAAACAUUUAGAUGCCUUAAUAUUUAGCAUGACAACUCUUAGUCUGAUGGUGGUCUUCUUCUUCUUCGUUCUGUUGUUGGGAGUUUUUAACCUUGGUUUACAAACAAGGGAAGUGAUCUGAAACACACAAAGGCUGGCUGGUAGUAGAUUACCCGACUGUAAGUUAUUCAACUCUGACCUUUACCCCUUCUGCAGAAGAGGCUCCCAUGUCAAACUAUUGACAAUGUAACCAUAGGAACAAAUUGUGAAUUCAGUGUUUUGUUUUUCUUCUUUGAUUUCAGUUUACUGUGAUACAAUUUUUAUUUUGUCUGAAACUCGUUAUCCUGUUGAUUCUGUACUGCUAUCCACUUAAAAGUUAGUUAUACUCCUUAGAGUUGUGAACUCUUACUAUGGUAAAAAAGAAGAGAAAAACACUAUAUUUUUAGGUUAGAGAUUUGACCCGUUUUUUAAGAAUUCGUAUCUCCUUUAGAAAAGGAUAAAAAAAGACAAAAAAUGAUCUAAAAAUCUCGAAAGAGGCAAGUGCAAUUGAAUUUUUGAAGGGAAGCUAUGUCUGUCAGCCCUAAGACUCUAAAGGAAGGAGGGUAAAUAUGAAACUUUGUUGUUUUAAAUACGUAAACGUAAAAAGGUUUUUAAAAAAACAAACAUUUGAUUUGAUUUCAGUCGCAUUUCCGUGUAUCUAAAUAUGGAAAGAAAAGAAUAGUAAGCCUGAAAUGCAGAGAUGUGUUUGAAGCUGUGCAUUAAGCUACCUGUGCAGAACUGAACAAGACAGCACUUCUAUUAAGCCCUACUCAGUCUCAUGGGGAGCUUUUUAUUUAUUGUGAGAAAAAAAAUACUUACAUUUUUUUUUUUUUUUUUUUAAACACACGUAGUGUAUAAAAUGGCAUCUGAAAUCAAGAACAUAUGCAUUUGGCCAUCAGCUUAUGAAGCUUGUGUUUAUAAAAUGACUUGACGAGGGGGAAAAAAAGAAGAAUGCAGGCUGUUAAAGUCAUUCACGAAAAGGUAUGUGUAUGUCAAAAAAUCUACACUUUUGUGCAACCCUGAACCUUCAAGGUUGCAGAGGUUUGCACAUUUUGCUUCUUGAACACUCACAUCCCAGAUACAGUGGUGGCAGUCCCUGAAAUCUAGAAUUGUGCACGGCAGGUCUAUUGCCUUGGCCUCUCUCCAAGUCCAGAUAUAUUUCUAUGACAAAUCUCUCCAAUACUCUUAAUUUGCACGAUGACAACUAGUCCACAUUACGUGCCUUGCCUUUUGAAUAUAGAGACAUCACUACACUUGUUUUUUGCUGCAUUUAUUACCAUUAUAGAAAAGAAAUUAACAUUUUUAUGAUAAGAUAAUUGUUUUGUACUCUGAAUGAAAAUUGUGACAUUGUUGAUUUGUAACUUUCAUUUACUACUUUAUCUCACAGUUACAUUGCAUAUCAAGGCUGUGUAUCGUCGCCGUUUUAAAGUUUAUAAUCAACCAUCAUUCUUUUUCAGUAUUUUCGGUGGUUUUUGAAUAACCUUUAAUUUUUGUUGUCAUCGUUUUUGUCAUUUCGUUUUUGUUUUUCAUCUUCCAGUUACUAUCAAGGAGGGAGGAAUUCAGAUGUAUGAAAAUUAUGCAAUACCAACUUUUGCCUAUGUAGGUAGUGCUUAUAGAUACGGCAACUAUUAGAGGCUAGUUUGGAGACUAUUGUAAUGCAUUUAUUUUGUUGAUAUCGUUGUUUUUGUUGUUGUUGUUGUUGUUGUUGUUGUUGUUGUUGUUUUCCUUUUUUAAUUGACCAAAGCGGGGACUGCUUUCUAUGCAGUGUAUGACAAGGUCUUUUUUAGUGUACUGAGAGAUGGAGAGACAUGUUUCAGUGUGUUUUGAAUUCUUGGUGGGGGAGGGAGGGGGUCUUUUUUCUAACCUUACAGUUUGCCUGUAAAGAAUGCACCCGUUGGUCUCGUAUGGCUGCAAAGUCACUGAUCUGUCUACUGUGACAAAAUCUACUCUUUUCUUUCAACUUCCCAUCUGGGGUGCUAGCAUGUGACAUUGCCUAAGCUCAUUUUCACAGGAGAGACGGCUUGACUUGAGUGUGACAAUCAUUUCAACAACAAUUUUUUUUUCUCACAUUCACCUUAAUCAGACCCGCAAUUUCAAACCGAAAUCAUACUGCGUACUUGUGAAAAGCCAACACUUUGCUCAUACUACUUGUAUGCAGGAAGCUAUAUUAGCAUUAACCCUUAACAAUCAUCGGUGCCAUUCUAUCAGUCGCUGUGUGCAAUUCCCAAGUAGAUGCCUUAAACUAUAUAUAAAGUUACCUGUUACACAUAUGCGCUACAAUCAACAAACCGACAAAUGCUUGUGAGACCGGUCAAAUCAGUCUCAAGAAAGUAUUUGGAAGUAGUCAAAUUUAUGCACUCGAUCUGUAUAAAUCCCAGGGAUAACUCUACCCAUUUGGGGGAGUUAUUUUAUCGCUAUAAGGAGCCUUGUAUUUUAUCAUGUAAUAAGCUAUGGACUACAGAGGAAGGAUAUCUACUAUUUUCCUUGUACUCUGUAGGGCCAGAAGAAUAAGAACGAAAAAUGGAGCCCUUGCAUAGCACAUGGGCAUUGGUUAAUCGUCUUCCCCAAGUGUGUUGUGUCAAAUAUAUAACUCGUACAUAAUAAAUAAUAAUAAAAGAUAAAAAGUCGUACAUAUAAGAAACAAAAACAAAAUCUCAGGCGUUACGGGGCAUUAAGAAUUCCAAUGAUAACUCUCACACUUUGUAAUAUGAGAAACUACUUUUAUAACUCAAAUAGACACAAUCCACAAUGAUGUUUUGUUACCUGUUGCGCUCCAUCCCAACAAUUGUGAAAGUUCUUACCUGCUUAAUUCGAAGAAAGGUACUGUAUUAUAUACCCAACACUUUUUGAGAGGCCAGAAAGCAUAUAAAACUCAUUAAACUCAAGUCAAGCUUAUUCUCUCCUCCUUCACCAAGAUACUUAUUCUGAUAUUGUGAAGAAAAAAACAUUACAAAAACAAAAGCCACCCCGUUCCAUGUGCACUGUUCUGCCUUUUUUGUGUGAAAACGUAAGUGCUUUGCAGCCUCUGGCCCUUGGAGACCCCACUGAAGGGCAUUUUCCCUGAUAGAAACGUGUCAGAUGCGGUGUUGAUAUUUUGGGUAGAAGACUGUGUGUAUAUAAAGGUGAAUACUGUGGUGGCGUCGAUAGCAGUAGUCCUUUGGGGUCAGUUUGUGAGUAAUGUGUGUUUUGAGAAUGUGUGAGUAUGCGUGUAUGUGCUUGUGAGAGAGAAUGUAUGAGGGAUAGAGAGGAUGAAACUACACAACGAGCGAAGAUGAGGGUAUUUCUAUUGAGAAGCCUGCCUCAUAGGCAGGAGUUUGUACACUGUAGUCUUUUUCAAGAUUUUUCUUUGACACCCUUGUUUGUAAAUGUUUUCAAACAUCUUGGGGAAUAUUAGUCAAUUCCAUUUUAUGAAAAAAAGAAAAAACAAUAAAUUGGUUGCGGAGGCAGGACUUGAGUUACAACUCUCCAGCUUUUCCCAAAUAAUCGAAAAUAAAAGUAUUUUAUCAAUUUUCCAUAUUCCUGUAUUUAGGGGAAGUAUCCUAUACAGAACCCUAAAAUGUAAAAAAAAAUAUAUGUUUUUUUAAAUUGUGUUUAGUGCUUAUAAACUUUCCAUUUUGGAAACAUUUCAGUAAUAUUUUAAAUUCUUGUUUUUGUUAGUGUGGCCAUAGUACAGAGUGUGAUGUGAUUAUGUGGUUUUGAAUCCAUGUCGGAGAGCGAGAGAAAUAGAGGUUUGAUUGGGGUUCUAUGUUUAACGGUAGGGGAUAUCUAUUCAUGUCACUUUACAAUAAAGUCACCUGAUUUGAGCCUACCACCAGUGAAUACCAGGGUAACGUCUUAAGUGACAUCAUAGGUUGUUCUACUGUGCUAAAGUGUGUUGUGUCAAUCGUACGUAAGUCCUCCUUUAGAAAUGUGCCGUAUAGCGUUUCGUUCAGAAAAAUCGUAAUUACAGGAUGAUGCAACAAUCCGUGAGAAGUUUGGCGCUAGCAUUUGACAAUGUUUUGAUAUGUCUAUUAGGGUUUUGGAACAGGCAUGUGUAUGCAACAUCAAGCAAGUGGUUCCGCUGUGAGGAUUGGUUGAUGUAAGUCCUUUGUGGCCCCUAGGCAUCACACAUUUUUGCACUUUCUAUAAUUUAACCUACAUUUGAUUCAAGCCCUUCAAGUACUCGUAUAGAAAUUGCCCUUAGAUUCUCCAGACCUUUUAUAUCAGUGUUUCACUCAUGGUAUAUCUUUCAUAGAAAUACAGGUAUUGGCAGUUUUUUUAGUUGCGCACAUUUUUUAAGGUAAUAUUUAUUUUCAAAGGGCUACUUUAAUUUGAUCAUCUCUGGACAGUAUGUACACAGGUGAAACCGUUUUCACAGAAUGACAUGUAGGCCUACGGAUAAGAAAGGCUUGGUAGAUGAGUAUUAUCCAAUAUUCAGUUAUGAUUGUUGAAAGCUAUCCAUGGUCAACCGUUCAGUUAGUACCUUAUGCAAGGAGGACCAGUGGCAAUCAUGCAAUAUCUGUGUAGUUCUAGUUACUGAAGGUUUAGUGCUCUAGGGACUAAGAGGACAGAUGGAUGGCCGAAAACGCUUUCAGGAGGUGUGUUUUUACGCAAGCAAUAGACGUGUUCCAUGUAUUGAUUAUUAACAUCAGGUUGUUGUUGUAAGCAGGAAACAUAAAAACCAGCAUUUUAUGUAUUAUUAAUCACCAAACAAAAUAUAUUAUUAAUUCAGUGCCUGUUCAAGCUCACCGUGUCAGUGGAGUGUCCAUUGUUAAUAAAUCUGAAAUCUGAAAAAGUUCAACAACUUAAAAUGAAGCGGUAUGUGUGGGGCGCCUUGACGUGUUCUCCCAAAUCUUUGGUUUUUGUUUGUUGUUUUGGUUUGAGAUGUGGCUACACAAGAACAUUUUUUUGUGCUUCAUUCAUUUGAAGGUCUUGGUCAACUGGGUGCGCACGUCUCAUGCUUGCUCUUUGAGGGGAAAAAACUAUGUGUACACGUCAUUUGGACAGUGUAUUUAUUUGGAUUGUCAAUUGCUACAUUAUGUAAACUAAUGUCAUUUAGAAAUGAAUGCUUGCCAACUUCUCCGCAGGGUUGACUUCUUAUGGGUCUUGUGGCACUUUUACUCCCGCUGCGCACACAUUAUUACGAUGGCGAAUCACUUCAAGGUGAAUUAAAAAACACAACAACAACAACAGCACCAACGAAAUAAUGUAACAGUCUCCAGUAGUGAAUUGUAGUAACACUGCAGGUGUGUGCAAAAGGUCUAUGUAUGUAUUGAAUGUACGUUUUAGAGAAUUUUUGAAAUCUUUUUGUUUAUAUCUUGUUAUUUUACAGUUUAGGAACCACAGGUAUCCUUUGUGAACUGUAUAGCGAAGGCCUUGAUAUCCCUUCUUUUUUUAUUGAUUUUAGAACAUUAAAGCAGUAGGCAAUGCCUUUGAGAUGGUUACAUUUGGUGCAGGGGCUAAAAUUGCCACAAGAUUAAAAUCAAUGUAAAUAAGGCUCAACAUUUUUUGUGAUUGUUACUGUAAUAUCCAGCCUAUACUGCUAGCAGCUGUUUUUACUGCAGUCAAUUACUGGAAGUGGAUAUAUUUCCUAUGCAAAACUGUUUAAACAAUAAAAUGAGCUAUGCUACAAAAAUG